UGUUUUGGGGGAAGCGCGCUAAAAAUAAGCACAAAUCUUAGCCGGCGGCGGACAAAACCAACGUAACAAUUCCAACACUUUCGGAAUCAUAUUCCGCGUCUACAUACCCGUAUAAAAUAUAUUAUAUCCAUGCAUAGCCUCUGUGCCGUGUGCGGAGUGGCGGCCUCGCAGACUUGCACUCGCUGCAAAAUUGUUCGCUACUGCAACAAGGAGCACCAGAAGCAACACUGGCCAGACCACAAGCGCUGUUGCAAGCCAAUCCGCGAGGAGAAGGAUGACGUGCUGGGUCGAUUUUUGGUCGCCACACAAGACAUCAAGGCCAAUCAGAUAAUUUUCGUUGAGGAGCCGCUGGUGAUCGGGCCGAAGUGGUACAUGUCGGAGGGGGAGAAGUCGUCCACCACCGUGCCGUGCGUGGGUUGCUACACGCCAUGUCGCUUGGGCAAGCAUCUGUGUCGCCAUUGUCGCUGGCCAGUUUGCAGUGUUUCCUGCGAACACGAGGCCCUGGAGUGCAGCGUCCUCAGCUUGGGUCCGGGUCCGUCUGCCAGGGCCGAUGCUCGUGGGCUGAACGAUUUCUACCGGGGGGAUGCACUCCUUGUGCUGAAGUGUCUGCUGCUGCAGCGCAAAGAUCCGAAGAAGUGGGCCGAUCUGCUCGAGAUGCAGUCGCACGAAGAGGAACGCAAAGGCACGGAGCUCCACCAGGAGGCGGAAGAUGGAAUUGUAAGCUACUUGAACCAACGCUUUCUGCAGCGCCUCAAGCAGAGCAAGAAGGGUCUCCUUGAGCACUGCGAACCGGAACUGCUGCAUCGGCUGUGUGGCAUCGUCGAGACCAACUACAUGGUGGUCGAGUUGCCCACGGGCAUCGAACUUAGUGGACUGUUCCGACAGGCAUGCAUGAUGGAGCACGCCUGCCAGCCCAAUUGUUAUUUUCAAUUUGACGGAACUACCAUGCAGAUCGCGGUUAGGGCGGGCGGCGACCUGAAAAAGGGCGACCACCUAAGGAUCACCUACACAAACAUCUUGUGGGGCACUCAUCUGCGCCAGCAUCAUCUUCGGCUGACCAAGCAUUUCAAAUGUGGCUGCGAACGCUGCUUGGAUCCCACGGAGUUUGGCAGCUAUGUGAGUGCGUUGACCUGCUUGGGUGAUGUCAACAAAUCCUGUGGGGGCAAGCAGCUCCCCGUGGAUCCAGUCGACGAGCACAGUCAGUGGAAAUGCGACGCUUGCCCCAUGGCCAUGGAUACGGCAUACGUGACAGAGCUGCAGACCCAUAUGACGGAGCAGGUGGAUAAGAUGCUGGCCGGACGCCCUUCGGCCACUGAGAUUGAGCUAACGUUGGCUCGCCUGACGCAGAUGCUGCAUCCAAACCACUUUCACAUGUUCAAUCUGAAGCAUACGUUAAUCCAGCUUUAUGGCAACGAAAUUGGUCUUGAGCUGAGCUCGCUCAGCGAUGGAAUACUGGAGCGAAAGUUGCGCUUGUGCGAUGACCUGUACAACGUGUGUCGUCGCCUGGAUCCCUACAGCAUUAAGCUUGCCAUCUAUCUGACUGUUAUCCUGGUCGAGAUUGCCCACACCCUGGAGGAACAGGCGCGCAGGAAUCCCGCAGAGGCUUCUACAUUGCUAGAAGACGCCCUGCUCCGACUCAAAGAGGCUCAGGAGGUGCUGGAAAAGGAACUCGAUUCUGUGGCAGGUAAGAAGCUGAACGAGAAGCUUCAGACGGAGAUCUUUGAGUGGGAGAAACUAAUGCUGACCCACAAAUACCAGCAGCAGAAAAUUGACUAGUUUUUGCAAAUAAAACAUACUUUAUGAUACAG
Drosophila obscura is the source of this 1808-nucleotide messenger RNA. It is a transcript of the gene SmydA-5, whose product is annotated as SET domain-containing protein SmydA-8. The record is from RefSeq and is a predicted model, not a curated record. The transcript is spliced from 2 exons. Lineage: Eukaryota; Metazoa; Arthropoda; Insecta; Diptera; Drosophilidae. Gene Ontology annotation, molecular function: protein binding. Bases 130 to 1776 code for a protein of 548 amino acids.